CAUGGCUGAUCCUAUAGACUAUAUCAAACUUGCCAAUGCUCAAGUAGUGAUAAACAUCUCGGUAUCUGCCAUCCUUGUCGCCAUCUUGGUCUUACAGCUCUUGGUACGCCGUGGAUCUGUGAAGCUCCAUUAUUACUUCCUGUUGGCUGCCAAUGUUUUCUCUUUGAUUUCAAAUGCAAUCAGCGAAGGCAUUGACAAUAGUUAUAUGGUCUCAAAUGGCCCAAUUUUAGCACUCGUCAUCCUGGGCUAUAUAUCAGACGCCUUCUUCGGCUUGACUGCUGUGCUGGCUCUGCGUCAAUUCACGAUCUCAUAUCUGGGAGGGCCAACCUUUGUAAUAACCGCCAUGUGUAGCCUCGCAAUUGCUGCAUGUUUAGCCUUUAUCAUUGUGGCUGGCCUUUACGCUCAAUCUAUCGUAACCCCAAGUACAGACAAUAAUGUAUACAUACUGUACAAAGCUGACUUAUGGACCUUCUUCGCGCUAUGGGCGUGGUUACUACUGCUUUUGCUGGUUAUUCGAAUAACAUAUCACACCAAAGUGCCACACAAUGAGAAAAGGAGCACAAUCAUCAAGACCUUCAGCUUACUUUCGUUGUACAUUGUCAUGAUGUUUGCGUUUUAUCUCUAUGUUGUAAUUACAACAUAUGAAGAAGAGAUCUUGUUUGCACAAGAUUUUGGCAUCGUGGUCGGUAAUGUGAUCCUUAAUACACUGCUUUAUAGGCUCUCUACACUUCUUUUCGUAAUGUUUUACAAUAAGCUAUCGGUAAUGACACCACUCCCUCUCGGAAGGGAUACACAUGAAAUCUGUGAGGCAUAGAUGUAAUAUACCCUUGCAAUACACAUAUCGUACUAAUUUACAAUUUCAAACCAUUAUUCAUAAUAAAAUUCUGAUAUCACCUCCUACAAUUACCAGGUUGAUGGUC
Messenger RNA from Umbelopsis ramanniana AG, 920 nucleotides. RefSeq lists its product as uncharacterized. NCBI's taxonomy places the organism in Eukaryota, Fungi, Mucoromycota, Umbelopsidomycetes, Umbelopsidales, Umbelopsidaceae. The annotation marks the transcript as partial. The transcript has a single exon. The record is from RefSeq and is a predicted model, not a curated record.